CUCAGCGGGGCCGGGGCAGAGCGGGCACCGGGCGGCCGGGGCCGGGGCCGGAGACGGAGCCGGAGCGGGGCCGCGCUGGGCAGAGCCGGGCCGGGCCGGGCCGGGCCGGGACCGCGGCGAUGAACUUCGCGGUGGGGCUGAAGCCGCUGCUGGCGGAGGCGCGGAACAUGGAGAGCCUGGAGAAGCAGCUCAUCUGCCCCAUCUGCCUGGAGAUGUUCACCAAGCCCGUGGUCAUCCUGCCCUGCCAGCACAACCUCUGCCGAAAGUGUGCCAACGACGUCUUCCAGGCCUCCAACCCGCUGUGGCAGUCGCGGGGCUCCAGCGCGGUGCCGUCGGGCGGCCGGUUCCGGUGCCCGUCGUGCCGCCACGAGGUGGUGCUGGACCGGCACGGGGUGUACGGGCUGCAGCGGAACCUGCUGGUGGAGAACAUCAUCGACAUCUACAAGCAGGAGUCGGCCAGGCCCCUGCACGCCAAGGCCGAGCAGCACCUCAUGUGCGAGGAGCACGAGGACGAGCGGAUCAACAUCUACUGCCUGCGCUGCGAGGCGCCCACCUGCUCCCUCUGCAAGGUCUUCGGGGCGCACAAGGACUGCGAGGUUGCGCCGCUGCCCGCCGUCUACCAGCGCCAGAAGAGCGAGCUCAGCGACGGCAUUGCCAUGCUGGUGGCAGGGAACGACCGGAUCCAGGCCAUCAUCACCCAGAUGGAGGAGAUCUGCCGCACCAUCGAGGAUAACGGCCGGCGGCAGAAGCAGCACCUGGGGCUGCGCUUCGACUCGCUGUACAGCAUCCUGGAGGAGCGGAAGAAGGAGCUGCUGCAGAGCAUCGCGCGGGAGCAGGAGGCGAAGGUGCAGCGCGUGCGGGGCCUCAUCCGCCAGUACGGCGACCACCUGGAGGCCUCCUCCAAGCUGGUGGAGUCGGCCAUCCAGGCCAUGGAGGAGCCCCAGAUGGCCGUGUACCUGCAGCACUCCAAGGAGCUCCUGAAAAAGAUCACAGACAUGUCCAAGGUGUCGAUGAGCAGCCGCCCGGAGCCCGGCUACGAGAACAUGGACCACUUCUCCAUCAAUGUGGACUAUGUGGCGGAGAUGCUGAGGACCAUUGAGUUCCAAACAGAGCCCCUGGGCGAGGAUGAGGCAGAUGGACCUGGGGACGGCAGCGAGGCCGCUGCAGAUGAGGACCGGCUGGACAGCCUGGAGGCACCCGAGGCCACAGAGGAUGUGGGGCCGAGGCAGAAGCCAGCGAGCUCUCCCCAUGGCCAGCACUGAGCUGGUGCCACGGGGCAGCAUCGGCACCCGCCAGCUCAUCACUGUCCCUGGCACCCCUCGGUGAGCUCCGGCCCUGCUGCUGUAGUUCCACAAAUGCUGGAGUUGCUCCACUCUGACAUUAAACCGUGUGUGAGGA
Harpia harpyja (harpy eagle) is the source of this 1398-nucleotide messenger RNA. RefSeq names its product tripartite motif containing 54 (gene TRIM54). The transcript has 10 exons. Lineage: Eukaryota; Metazoa; Chordata; Aves; Accipitriformes; Accipitridae. Gene Ontology annotation, molecular function: zinc ion binding. The coding region runs from base 120 to 1262 and encodes 380 amino acids. The record is from RefSeq and is a predicted model, not a curated record.